Molecule: messenger RNA, 2106 nt
Organism: Gadus morhua (Atlantic cod)
Lineage: Eukaryota; Metazoa; Chordata; Actinopteri; Gadiformes; Gadidae
Gene: foxa3
Product: forkhead box A3
Exons: 2
Coding region: 414-1835 (473 amino acids)
Biological process (GO): regulation of transcription by RNA polymerase II; cell differentiation; anatomical structure morphogenesis
Molecular function (GO): DNA-binding transcription factor activity, RNA polymerase II-specific; RNA polymerase II cis-regulatory region sequence-specific DNA binding; transcription factor binding
Source: RefSeq, a predicted model, not a curated record
CGAGUUAUAUUUGCCCUCUUUAGCUCGCCGACGGCCGCAUAUCAGCCCGGCUGGGACGGAACCACAGCCGAGAGAGAGCCCUCCCCGCAGGCCUGGAUAACAUCUGUUACCCGCAGAUCAAGGUGUGCUUGGUGCUUAUCAAACAAUGGAUGGUUGAUAAAUAAGAAAUAUUGACAUUGAAAUUCCGAGGACUGAGCACCACUUUCCGAAGAUUGAAUUUUUUUAAUUUCCAUUUAUUACAUCCACUUAUUCGCGUCACUCUCCUGAUAAAGAAGCGAAUUCUUUUUUUCCUUUCGGGGGGAUUUUGCGAAGUUCUUUGCCGUAGGCAUUCACACCUUUGGAAAGGAUUCGAUUUUGAUUCUCCCUCGUAGUACUUGUUAGAUAUUUUUUUCCUGCAAAGAGUUUUCUCGGGGAUGUUGAGCUCUGUGAAGAUGGAAUCCCACGAUCUCCCGGAGUGGAAUACCUUCUACAGCGAGGCAAGCGAGAUGUACUCUUCCGCCAGCACCAUGAACUCGGGCCUCGGCUCCAUGGGUUCCAUGGGACCCAUCAACAGCUACAUCAACCUGAACCCGGCCGUGCCCCCCUCCUCGGGCAUGAACAUGGCCUACCCCUCCUCCAGCCUGAGCAGCUCCCCUCUGCCCUCCAUGGGCGGCGGCCCCACCCACAUGUCCCUGUCCCCCAUCACCUCCUCCCUCAACCCGGGAGCCCUGGGCCAGCUGGGCUCCUCGGGCCCCGGCUCCCUGGGCUCGCUGUCCCACUACCAGAACAUGGGCCAGCCCAUGGGCCAGCUGGGCUACCCCUCCCCCGGCUCCAUCAGCCGGGCCGGCCCCAAGGAGGUGCCCAAGCCGUACCGCCGCUCCCUCACCCACGCCAAGCCGCCCUACUCCUACAUCUCCCUGAUCACCAUGGCCAUCCAGCAGAGCGGCAGCAAGAUGCUCACCCUCAACGAGAUCUACCAGUGGAUCAUGGACCUGUUCCCCUACUACCGCGAGAACCAGCAGCGCUGGCAGAACUCCAUCCGCCACUCGCUCUCCUUCAACGACUGCUUCGUCAAGGUGGCCCGCUCGCCCGACAAGCCCGGCAAGGGCUCCUACUGGGCGCUGCACCCCAACUCGGGCAACAUGUUCGAGAACGGCUGCUACCUGCGGCGGCAGAAGCGCUUCAAGAUCGAGGAGAAGGCGGCGGCCAAGAAGGCGGGCAAGAGCCAGGAGGGCGGCGGCGGCGGCGGCGGCGGCGGCGGGAAGGGGGCCCACGGCGGGGACAGCAUGUCCGAGGUGCACAGCCCCGCCGGGGGCUCGGAGGGCGCCGACUCCACCCACUCGGACCACUCCCACCCGGGCUCCUCCUCGGACGACCAGCAGCACCGCCGGGGCCCCCUGAUGGACUGCGCUCCCCCGCCUCCCCCCUCCGCGCACCCCCACAGCCCGGCGGGCGCCCUGCCGCCCGUCUCCUCCGCCUCCCUCAUCGCCCCGUCCCCGCUCUCCCUGUCCUCCGCCUGCCCCUCCAACGCGCUGCUCCACCCGCAGGCCCUGGGCGGCGGGGCGCACCUCCUGCCGAACCCCAUGCAGCAGAACAUGGACAUGCAGACGGAGGCCCUCAAGUCCAUGGACCCCCACUACAACUUCAACCACCCCUUCUCCAUCACCAACCUCAUGUCCAACGAGCAGCGCAUGGACCUGAAGACCUACCAGGACCAGGUGAUGGCCUACAACGGCUACGCCGGCGGCUCCCCCAUCGCCGCCAAGCAGAUCUACGAGAGCCCGGGGCCCGUGUCCAUGGACUCGGGGGCCUACUACCAGACCCUGUACAGCCGCUCCGUGCUCAACGCCUCCUAAUAUGGACGUCCUUCCUUCCUUCCUUCUUGGCUGCAGCCAGCUAAGAUGGAGGACGGUGGUGGUGGUGGUUGUGGUGUUGGCUCGGAGGAUUGCUCCCUCUCUUUUCUUUUCUACAAAAUGGACAAAUACGCUUUCACUAUCUCUUUUAUUAUUCGCUUCCUCUCUCUCUCUCUCCGUCUGUCUGUCUCUCUCUUUAUCUUUCUUUCUCUCUCGCUCUCUCUCUCUCUCUCUCCCUCUCUCUCUCUCCCUCUCUGUCUCUCUCUCUCUCUCU